CAUUCAUCCUCCUCAUCACAGAGAAGAAACAAAUAGGUGGCGUUUCUCUGUUGAAGUACAGUUUACUCAUCCAACCGCAAGAGUACAAGUCACUCGAGCGAUAAAUACAACACAGGAUAGUUUUCUCACGAUAUCUGGAGAGGCGUAGAAAGAUGGGGAAACAUAACAGCAAGCUUGCUCCUGAGGUGCUAGAUGACUUGGCCAAGAGUACAGAGUUCAAUGAAGCCGAGCUGAAGCAGUGGUAUAAAGGAUUUCUGAAGGACUGUCCAUCUGGCAUCCUCAAUCUGGAAGAGUUCCAACAACUCUAUGUCAAGUUUUUCCCUUACGGUGAUGCCUCCAAAUUCGCCCAACAUGCUUUCCGGACAUUUGACAAAAACGGCGACGGCACCAUUGACUUCAGAGAGUUCAUCUGCGCGCUGUCCAUCACGUCCAGGGGAAGUUUUGAACAGAAACUCAACUGGGCCUUUAACAUGUACGACCUAGACGGAGAUGGCAAGAUAACACGGAUGGAGAUGCUGGAGAUCAUUGAGGCGAUCUACAAGAUGGUCGGCACGGUGAUCAUGAUGCGUAUGAACGAGGACGGGUUAACCCCACAGCAGCGCGUUGACAAAAUCUUCAGCAAGAUGGACAAGGACCACAACGACGAGAUCACGCUUGAGGAGUUCAAAGAGGCGGCCAAGAGCGACCCAUCUAUUGUUCUUUUACUGCAGUGUGAUAUGCAGAAGUAAUGGAGGGGAACGAGAGUAAGGGGUGGGGUGUAGGGAGGGGAAGAUAAUCGUGUACAGACUUCUAGAUAGACGUAGGUAAGACAUGAUGAGAGAAAAUGUAUAUACAGUUGAAAUGCAUAGAUUUGACUUACAUGGGGAUGGUUGGUAUGAGAUAACCAUACAAGUUUUUAGGAAUUUGGAAUGAUUAGUAAUACGAUUUUCAUCCUGUAUCACCUAGUAAACUGAUCCACUGAUCCUAUAAAACUUUUAUCCCAAGCCCUGCAAAUUUUAAAGCCGAUUCUGGUAGCAACAUGGCUUGUGGCUAUAAGAGAGAAUAACUGGGGAGAAAUUUCUUUAUGAAACCGAAGUAUUUUUUGGAAGUUCUUUGUGGGUACCUUCAUACACAGCCCUCAUCCCCUACAGAAGUGUACAAAUUCACUUACAUAUCCUACAUACACUCAAAACACACAUGCCAUGCUGAAAAUGACACCACAUGAUCAUAAUUCCUUACUGUCACCAUCUAAAAGCAUAGACAUCUACACAAUUGAGUAACAGGGAUAUUUAUUGUAUUUGGUCAUACCAGGAAGUGCGGGUAUUGUUUAUGAGGAAAUAGACAAUAUAUGUACAUAUUGAUGACGUUUUGUAUAUAUGCUUAUGCUUAAUAUGUAACUGUUUCUCUAACUUAGAAAGGCUUUCAUAAUCUGACACGGCUGUGAUGAUUUGUGGGCUAACAAAACUAUUAUGUAUGUAUAUGGGGUUGUCUGUCUGCUUGUAAAGGGGUGAAAGAGGAAAAUUGACGUGUACAUUUUCUUUACUGUAGUUUGGUGUGAAAGGAUGUGUCAGUGUGUGUGAGAACACAAAUGCCUCAAUCUUUGUAUAAAUACUGUGCCCUGCUCAUGCCAGUCUUAGAAGUAUUAAUGGGAUAGUAACCCAAAAAUAAAAAUUAUGUCAGAAUUUUCUCGCCCUCAAUUGUUACAAACAUGUAUAACAUAUAUAUUUUGAGCUAUGUUUUUAAUGAACAGAUCUGGGGCACCAUUGACUUCCAUAGUAUUAUUUUUUCUUACCAUGAACGUCAGUGGUGCUCCUGCUUCCUGGUGGAUUACAAAUAUAUUCCUUUGUGUUCAGCAGAACAAAAACAUGUAUACAGGUUUUUAUCAACAUGAGGGUGAGUAAAUGAUGACAGAAUUUUCAUUUUUGGGUGAACUAUCCCUUUAAGCCAUUGUUAUCUAGUGUAGCUGGUGAGCUGUUGUUUGUCAUGAGAGCUUUUGUUUAGUCCUGCUCAGUCUUAGUUCAUCUUAAUGGUUCACAAGCUUAGCAGGUGUCAACACAAGACGAUUUUAACCGUAUGGAUAUUGUCAAUGUUGGACGGCCACGUACCUUUCUUUUCUCUCGUAAUAUAAGUGGACACAAAUGUAAACCAGACGCAGAAUGUGUACUACUCGUCAAUGUUACUAUGCCGCCAUACCUACUUAUAUGAAAAUACUGUUGCACUAUAAGUAGUUGAGUAGGCGAUACAGUUGUAGUUUUAGACUGCCUCCCUGUGGUAAAAGAUGCUAAGUUUGCCCCCCAAAAAUAAAAUUCUGUUAUCCUUUAUUAACCCUUGUAUAAAUUUCUUUGUUCUGUUGAGCACGAAUGAAGAUAUUUGUAAUCAAGCAGGAAGCUGGAGCACCAAUGACUUCCAUAGUAAGAAUAAGAAUACUGGAAGUCAAUGGUGCCCCAGAUCUGUUUGGUUAUAUGUUCCUUUGUGUUUAGCAGAACAAAGAAAUUUAUGCAGGUUUGCAACACCAUGAGGUUGAUGGAAGGAUGACAGAAUUUUUCAUUUUUGGGGCGAACUAUCCCUUUAACUAGGUGAACUGCAUUUACACUUAUCACAAUGAUAAAAACUUACUUAAAACUUUGUGCUACCAAUCAAUGGCAAUGAUUAUCUUUAUUUAGGAGUUAUUUUUCAUAGUUAAAUGUUUAGCAAUACUUGAAAUGAUUUAAUUCUGUGGUUCAUAUCUUGUGAUGUUACUUUUGGUAACCGAAGUGAUUUCCUUAAUAUUGUGUCACAACUGCCUUGAUAAUGUUGUCUUGUAGUUCUUUGUACAUUCACACACCUCUUUUGUACACCUCUGAUCAUGAGCUGAAUGUGUUUUUUAUUAUUUUUACUGUAUAUCAAAUUGUUGCUUUCUAUUGAACCAAAAUGUGCUAAUAUCAAAUUCAAUUGGAGCUCCUUUUAAGUCACUGAAUAUAAAUAGUACUGCAUAAUAUGUAUGCCAGCAAUACUUAAUGUAUGGAUCUUUCCGAUUUACCAUGUAACUAUCUUAUAAUCACUGUUAUUACAUUACUUAUAUGUUAUAGUUUUGGGAGGUGCCAAAUACGGUAGGCCUUGUGGUUUUGUGCUGUGAUCUGCAGAACUGUUUAUACACAAACAUGCCAAUGUUAUGGUCUGAUUGUGUGUUAUUUCUGUGCCAAAGACUAUGAAUUGUAAAAUUGGAUUAUUUAGUACAUAUAUGUACAACAGAUCUAAACUUGAUAUUGUUAAAAAAUAUUUUACUGAGUGAAAGUAACACACCCCUGUGUCAAAAACGAGACAUGUAACAUUUCACUGCAAAGUCUGUCCCAUAAUAUUUAAAAGUGAGGAUUUGUAUUCAGUCGUGCAAUACAAAGCUUUGUGUAUGUGUGCUGUUUCCGUCUUGUUUCGGUUCACUUAUUCAAUAUCGUAAAGCUCCUCGAACAAAGAUGUGCAAUUAUUUUUGUUACAUAGAGAAUAAAGUAAAUAUGUGGAUGUCUGCUGAA
Molecule: messenger RNA, 3485 nt
Organism: Paramisgurnus dabryanus
Lineage: Eukaryota; Metazoa; Chordata; Actinopteri; Cypriniformes; Cobitidae
Gene: hpcal4
Product: hippocalcin like 4
Molecular function (GO): calcium ion binding
Source: RefSeq, a predicted model, not a curated record